This is a messenger RNA of Triticum turgidum subsp. durum (durum wheat), 1038 nucleotides long. Lineage: Eukaryota; Viridiplantae; Streptophyta; Magnoliopsida; Poales; Poaceae. The record is from the annotation of a GenBank genome assembly.
AUGGCCGGGUACCGGCGCACCAUCUCGUUCCCUACCCCGAAGGCGGCAGCCGCCGCCAACGGCAAGCUCGCGGCGGCCUACCGCGUCCGCUCCGCCAGCCUCCCCUGCCGCUUCCACCCGCUCGUGCUACAGCUCGACGACGACGUCGCCGCGCUGCGCCUCGUGCUCGGCGCGUCCUGCUCGGCGUCCUCCGUCUCCGCGGCCGCCUCGCACAUCGGCCGGGUACUGGCCUCGCUCUCGGACCUGCUCCACCACCCGCAGGCGCAGGAGCCGCUGCGCCGCCUCGGCAUGUCCCCGCUCGCCGAGCGCCUGCUCGACGACUUCCUCCGCCUCGCCGACGCGCACGGCAGCUUCCGCCAGGCGCUCGUCGCGCUCGCGGCGCUCCAGGCCGAGACGCGCGCCGCGCUGCGCCGCGGCGACCCCGGGCGGCUGGCGUCCGCGGCUCGCGCGCAGCGCCGCGCCGGACGCGACCUCCCCCGCCUCGCGGCCGCCGCCCGCGCCGUGGCCACCAAGACUCCCACGCCGCUCCCCGAGGAUCUCCAGCCCGAGACCGCGGCCCUCGGCGCGGCGAUCGCCGACUCGACCGUCGCCGUGGCGUCCGCCUCCGCGGCCGUCUUCUCCGGCGUCUCCUCCCUCUCCAACGCAGCCGCCGUCGCCCGCGUCGAGGUCGCCUCCACGCCGUGCUGGAUCACCGCGCCCUCAAGAUUCUCAUCCGCAUCCGCAUCAGACGCGCCAAGAACCAGCCACCAGCGCGUAUGGUGGGUGGCGGACCUCGUGCGCUGGAUGUCGCGCGCGAAGCGCCGGUCGGCCGGGAAACAGAGCAUCACCAACGACGACGACGCGUCCACUUCCUCUACGGUGCAGCUCCGGCCCGAGGCGCGGAUGAAGCCGGAGGAGCGGGCGCGGAAGGCCGCAUUCGAGCUCCACGACAACCUGGAGCGGUGCAUCGCCAGCGUCGACGGCAGCGGCGAGAAGGUGUUCCGGGCGCUGAUCAACACCAGAGUCUCCCUGCUCAACAUCCUCAGCCCAACCUUCUGA